AGUUUUACAUGAUAUCAAAACUUAAAUAGAAUUAAUUGAUGACGCUGUGGCCACAGUUCAAAAAUUUUACAACGAGGAGUGGCAGUAUUUAGGCAAACAAAUCAUUACAUUGCCCUGAUUGACAGGGUACAUGACCCAGGGCACCGGUUACCGGCUGUACAUGCAUGUUUCGUUGCAGGAAAGACUGUUCACUUGACCAUAAUGGCGAAUCUCGUGCAGCCAAGUGAUAUCCUGAAGGAAUUGGUGUUGAAAAUCACAACAUCAAAGAGGCGAGAAAGAGAAAGAAUCCUUCUGGCUGUGACAUCACUUUUGGAGAAUGGAAAAGAUGUUCAAGACAAUACCGUAAAAGGAAUACUGAAGACCCUUUCACUAACCCUGUCAAGGUAUCAGGACAAGAAAUCGCGACAGUAUGUGGCGAAAGUUCUUGUAUCUCUGGCGUCCAGCAACGGUCCGGCGACGCUGUCCUGCAUGACCAGUGUCCUGUCCGAAAUCAAGCAGACGUCGGUUGCAACUCAGUCGACGUCGCGCCUAUGCCUCAGCGCUCUCGUGUGGACGGCCAUCGUCUGUAGAAGCCUGUUCAAGAGCGCGGAUGAUUGUAAAGAGCAGUCGUUCACCAAACUGGUGGCGCUACAAGCACAGUUACUGGACGGGAGUCUCGCGGCGCGUAAGAGCGUUCUCUCGAAGAGCGCCUACAACAAACUACGACGAAUAUGGAAGAUGGUGCCGGGGACGGCUGAGCUGUACGGUGAUGCGAUGCUAGCCGGCGACGCCGGGAUGAGCGGAGUCUGCAUGCUGGCGUGUCUCAUGCGAUUCUGGAGCGAGACGAAGAACGUUGCUGCCAUCAGCAACUACAAGAAGCGUUUCCUUGAGGUGUACAUUAAGGUUGUACUGAGCAGCAAGACUAGACCACCGGUGCACAUCCUGGAGUGGAGCAAGUGGCUGCUGCGGCAUGCCACUCACGAGGAGUUCAAGGGCAUCUUUCUCCCCGCCGUGACGAAGGCAAUGCUCAGAAGUCCUGAGAUCAUUCUCGAAGGCGUGGGUCAUCUGUUGUCCGGACUUUCCAUUGACCUGAGUGCGUAUGCAUCCGACCUGGGAAAAAACAUCGGAACGAACCUCUACUCGAAGGACGAGGGGAGUCGCGAGGAAGCGUGCGUCGCCACCAAGCAUCUCGCGAAGCAGUGCAGUGAUCCGGAUGCCAUCGAAUCGCUCACACGCCACUACUUCAGCAUCUUAAACGGAGCCGAGGGUAAGUUGUCGUUGGCGGCGCAGCGUACGAGCGUGCUGAGCGGCAUCGGCAGCCUGUCGAACAACGCGGUGGCCGGGAGCGCGACUCAGAGCCUCACCGCGGCCGUCGCCGACAUGUUCGUUCCUCUGCUGCAGCAGGAAGUGCACGAGGGCACGCUGGUGCACGCGCUGGCGCAGCUGUCAGCGUGGUGCGAGCGAUUCACAACGCGCGUGCCGGACAAGCUCGUAGCGUUCUUUCGCACCGGCAUCGCGCUCAAGUCGUCGACGUCGCCCGUGCGAAACGCCUACCUGCUCUGCAUGAACGCAGCCUUCUCUCGUCGGGACGCCCUGCCUCAGGCCAGGGAGCUGCUGCCAGUGCUGCUGAAGACUGUAGAGAAGGCGGCCGGUCAGUCGAACCAGAUGCUGCUUGUGACGGAGGCCGUAUCGGCGUCGCGAAUCCUCGUCAAGCUCGCUGCCGUCUACGACGACAUAGAUAACGAACUGACGACUUUCUGGAGCACGAUACUCGACCCCAAGAAGCAGCUGCUGGUGUCGGAGAAGUACCUGCUAGCGGCGGGCGACGACGCCGCGUUAUACGGCCUCACCCGCCUCGUCGAGUCUCUCGUCAUGGCCCACCCGCAGCGCAUGGACGCGCACAUCGCGAAGCCAUUCUACCGUGCAGUCGUCUACGCGAUGACGCGGUCGUCGUGGCAACUGCGGUCGUCUGUCGCCGCGAGCGUGCGCAAGCUGAUGUCGUCGCUAGGGGGCGCCAGCCUCGCCCUGUCCUUCCUGGCGGAGUUCAAGGACAUGCUGGCCACGCAGAAGAUCGGCUACGACCUUGUGAAGGCAGACGCCUGCGACCCUGACGACCGCGACGCGCAGAGCAAGCGCGCGGGACGCAUCCUCGCCGAGGCCAACGCCGCGUUCGCCGCCGUGCCCGACCUCACCGCCCGCGACGCCGACCUCAUCGCCAUGGAAACACUGCUGACGGCCCACCACCCCCUCGUCGUCAUGGAGAAUCCAGACCUGUGGACGGACGUGCUGUGCUUGAUGCGCGUGGACGCGGGCGAGUUUGUGUCGCGGCACGCUGACGCCAUUGUCGUGAUGCUCGACGCAGAACCCACGCUCGACGAGACGUGGCGUAACGUGAUCGCGACGCUCGCCCGCGUGUCGCCGCGAGCCGCCAUGCCGAAGCUCGUCGAUCACGUGAUCAGUUGCCUUGACGACGUCGGCGCGCAGCAGAUAUCGCUCGCCGACUACGCCGUCUACAUGACACCAGAGGGCGACGUCUACGACAAGUCCGUGAUCGAGAGCAUCAAGGAUGAGGACCAGAAGGGCAACAUCAAGCGAGAGAGCAAGGUGUAUAGCUACAAGGAGCAGCUUGCUGACUUAGAGCUACGAAAGGAGCUGGAGAAGAAGAAGAAGAAUAAGGAGGAGAAGCCCCAGCUGAGUAAGAAGCAGCAGGAGAUGCUGAAGCUGCAGCUGGAGAAGGAGAGUCGCACGCGCGCCAAUCUCAAGAAGCUUGAUGUGCGACUCUCGAAGUCGAUGGGCAUCGUUAGCGCGAUCGUCGACGGCAACGCAGGGGGCGCCGCCGUGCACCUGCCACGGCUGCUCGAGGGGCUGCUGCGGCUGUUGCCGUCACCGCUCGCCGCCCCCCACGCGACACGCGCCUUCCUGCAGCUCUCUGCAUGCGAUUACACGGACGACCUCAAACACCUCGGUGACCUGAUCGGUCACGUGACGCUGCGUAUGCUGGAGCCGGCGUGUGAGCUGGACAGCUGGUGGUGCCAGGAGGCGCUGCAGACAGCCGUGCGACGCGCCGUCGCCAUCGUACACGCGACGACCGCUGCGGACAAACACGCCGAGAGAUUCUCCGCCCCAGGUUUCGCGUACUGCCUUCCGCUGCUGGAGAGUGUACUGAGGCGCGGCGCGCGCGGCGGUGGAGGCCGACGAGAAAUGUCCUCUGCCCAGGCCCUGAAAGGUCAUCUCACGCACGGCAAACCUACUCGCAACCCGGACGCUGAUACCGACGACGACGAUGAUGACGAAGCUAGCGUGGUGAGCACAGCCAAUGGCCCGGUACCUGUUGCCGCGCCGACAGAUGCUGCCGCAGCUGCUGACGGCACGUGUCGCUACGAGCGCCGGCCGCCUCCACCAGAUUGGCGUGCAAGGCCAAUGCUCGAACGGCCGUGUGUGGCGAGUGGCAUCGACGGCUGCGCCAGCGCCACCCAGGGGAGAUCGACGUACUACUGGCUUGGCCUGCAGUCUCCGCUCUCACCGUCAGGAGAAACGGCUCUUCAGGAGAUGGACGAGGAGCAGGGCAUGCGACUCGUGCAGAGAGUCUGGGUCGUCAGGCACGAUGAGGAGGAACGACGAAGCGAUCCAGAUCCUCGCUCUCAGCCGCACUUUCCACAUGCGCUGUGGGACGAGACGGGGAUGAGCGUUGCCGCGGCGAUGUGUUCGCGACUCAUCGACGACGUGAUCCACGACGAGGGAGUUGUUCGCCGCGCCGCCGCCGAGGCGAUGUCUCGCGCGCUAGAGCUGCACCGCGGCCGGCAUGGACGCCGCCCUCAGCGCCAUCUACAACACGUACGCCACCAAGCUCAAGGUACGUUCACUGUCGGUGGCGACGCCGACGCCGCCUUGGUGGUGCCACCAGUACUCGAUCAGUUUGGCCGACUCGUGGCGGAGAAGGUGGACGAGUGGCCGGCCAGAAGUGGUCUGGCUCUGACCAUUGGCAAAUUGUCUCUUAUCUCACCGAAGACCAAAUCGCUUUUCACGUUCUUCGUGGAGGAGGGGUUGGCUGAUAGAAACGAGGAGGUUAGGAAUCACAUGCUGAUGUCCGCGGUCGUUGUCAUCACGGAUCACGGCAAGGAGUGCGUGAACCUGCUGCUGCCGGUGUUUGAGGAUUUCCUGGACAAGGCUCCGCCGUCUGGUCGCUUCGACGCUGUACGGCAGAGCGUCGUCAUCCUGAUGGGAUCGCUCGCUCGUCACCUUGACACCGACGAUCCCAAGGUCAAACCGAUCGUCGCCAAGCUGAUAGCAACGCUCACCACGCCGUCACAGAAGGUACAGGAGGCCGUAGCAAACUGCCUGCCCCCUCUCGUGCCAGCCAUCAAGGCCGAGGCGCCAGAACUCGUGAAGAAGUUGCUCCAACUGUUGCUGGAAUCGGAAAACUAUGCCGAGCGCAAAGGGGCUGCGUACGGACUCGCAGGCCUGGUGAAGGGGCUGGGCAUCCUCGCCCUGAAGCAGCUAGAGAUCAUGCCGCAGUUACAGGAAGCUAUACAGGACAAGAAGAACUACAAGCACCGAGAAGGAGCGUUGUUUGCGUUUGAGAUGCUCUGUCACAUGCUGGGACGACUGUUUGAACCGUACAUCGUCCACGUGCUGCCCCAUCUCCUGCUCUGCUUCGGAGAUGCAAAUCAGUUUGUGAGAGAGGCGGCAGAUGAGACGGCCAAGGAGGUGAUGAGCAAGCUGAGUGCACAUGGAGUCAAGCUGGUGCUGCCCUCUCUACUCGCCGCGCUGGAGGAAGAAUCAUGGCGAACAAAAACCGGUUCGGUGGAGCUUCUGGGAGCGAUGGCGUUCUGUGCUCCCAAGCAGCUGUCGUCGUGUCUGCCUAGCAUCGUGCCGAAGCUCAUUGAGGUUCUCUCCGACUCUCACGUCAAGGUGCAGAAAGCCGGAGCGCAGGCACUCAAGCAGAUCGGAAACGUCAUCCGCAACCCCGAGAUCCAAGCCAUCGUUCCCGUGCUACUCGGCGCGCUGCAGGACCCAUCUAAGAAGACGUCGACGUCUCUGCAGACGCUUCUCGAGACGAAGUUUGUUCACUUCGUUGACGCUCCGUCUCUCGCGCUCAUCAUGCCUGUCGUGCAGCGCGCGUUCCAGGACAGGUCAACCGAGGUCAGGAAGAUGGCGUCGCAGAUCAUGGGCAACAUGUACUCGCUCACCGACCAGAAGGACCUGGCCCCCUACCCACCAUUUGCGCUGGCGGAUGAGUCAGAGUUUGUGCGAGAGACAGCACUGCGGGCGGGUCAGCGUAUCGUACACCUGUACGCAGAGACAGCCAUCGAACUGUUCCUCCCUGAGCUGGAGAAGGGUCUGUUUGAUGACAACUGGAGGAUUCGCUACAGCUCCGUACAGCUGCUGGGUGACCUGCUAUACAAGGUGUCAGGCGUUUCGGGUAAAAUGACAACAGAAGGUGACGAAGAUGACAACUUUGGAACUGAGACAUCACAGAAGGCGGUCAUGGAGAUCCUCGGCUCAGACCGGCGUAACCGCGUGCUCGCCGGGCUCUACAUGGGUCGGUCUGACGUCGCGUUGCUCGUGCGUCAGUCCGCGCUGCACGUCUGGAAGGUCAUCGUCACCAACACGGCGCGCACGCUGCGCGAGAUCCUGCCCACGCUCUUCCAGCUGUUGCUAGGCUGCCUGGCCAGCCAGAGCUACGACAAGCGACAGGUGGCAGCACGUACGCUGGGUGACCUAGUGCGUAAGCUGGGCGAGCGGGUGCUGCCUGAGAUCAUCCCGAUACUGGAGCGCGGGCUGGAGUCGCCGCAGCCCGACCAGCGGCAGGGGGUCUGUGUCGGCCUCAGCGAGAUCAUGAAGAACUGCAGCCGAGAGAUGAUAACGACCAACAAUUAUCGAUUAACUACACUAAUGACGACGCUGCCGCCGCUCCCGCAGGUGCUGGAAUACAGCCAGCAGGUGGUGCUGGCGGUCACCGACGACGACGGCGUCCGCAUCGUGCUCGGUGAGCUGCUCGAGGUGACGCGCUGCCAGCAGGUGGCGCUGCGUCGCGGCGCGUGCACGCUGCUUCACGCGUUCUGCUCGCAGACUCGCGUCGACUACUCCGCGCAUGUGCCGCAGCUGAUCGGCGGACUCGUUAACCUGCUGCGGGACGACGAUCCACAGGUGCUGCAGAUGAGCUGGAACGCCCUGUCUGCCGUCACCAAGACGCUGGACGCGGCAGAGCAGCUGCAGCACGUCACCACGCUGCGGCAAGCCGUCCGCUUUGCCAUCCUCGACUUCAAGAAGGAGCUGCUUCCCGGAUUCUGCCUGCCGAAGGGCCUGACACCGAUCCUACCCAUCUACAGGGAAGGCAUCCUCAACGGUCCGCCCGAACUCAAGGAGCAAGCUUCAAUCGGUCUCGGUGAGGUGAUCAAGCUGACGAGUCCUGAAGCCCUGAAGCCCUCCGUCGUUAACAUCACCGGUCCUCUCAUCCGCAUCCUCGGCGAUCGCUUCAGCGCCAACGUCAAGGUCUCCGUGCUGGACACGCUCGGAUUGCUGCUGGGGAAGGUGGGCGCCAUGUUGAAGCCGUUCCUGCCACAGCUGCAGACGACCUUCAUCAAGGCACUGAACGACCCGAGCCGGCUCGUGCGUCUGCACGCUGCCAACGCGCUCGGCAAGCUCAUCCUCAUCCACCCGCGCGUCGACCCGCUCGUCACCGAGCUCAGCACCGCCGUACGCACGGCAGACGACUCGGGCAUCAGGGAGACGACGCUGCAGGCGCUGCGUGACGUGAUAGGUGGCGCCGGCGAGCGGCUCAGCGACGGCAUCAAGAAUGGUCUGCUGUCAUUGCUCGUCGCCUACCUGCCGCACCCAGAGGACACCACCCGCAUGUCCGCCGCCGGCUGCCUCGGCGCCCUCUGCAGGCACCUGCCGGAAGUUGAGCUCCAGGCUCUACUAAUAGAGCAGCUGCUGGCAAACACAAGCACAGAUAGGAUUCCAAUAGCUCUGGCCGGCAUUCGAUCACUAGGCUUCAUCUUGCACUGGCAGUUACAGGAGGAUGUUCAGACUCUUCCCCAAGUCAUAUCAACUCUGGGCAAGUGCAUGAACCACUCAUCUAACGAGGUAAAGCAGGUCGCCGCACAGGUGUGCUCCUACCUGGCCCGCGGCCGCGCCCCCGCCUCGCUGCCGCUCCCCGCCAUCCGCUCGUUAGCGCCGAUGCUCGUUAACGGAACCAAGGAGAAGAACACGGCGGUGCGCUCCAGCAGCGAGCACGCGCUCGUCGCGUUGCUGAGGCUGCGCUCCGGCGACACCACCUACCAGGACGUGCUGGGGAUUCUGGACCCGGGACCGAGCGACUCACUGACCGACACGUACGCCAAGUCUCUCCGCAAGCUGGCCACACAGCAGGAGCCUCGCGAGGAGGAGAUAGACAACACACUGCUGCAGUAGCGCCAUCUGCUGGCCAGUAGACAACACGCUGCUGCAGUAGCGACAUCUGCUGGCCAGUAGACAACACGCUGGUGCAGUAGCGACAUCUGCUGGCCAGUAGACAACACGCUGGUGCA
This is a messenger RNA of Priapulus caudatus, 7511 nucleotides long. Its product is annotated as translational activator GCN1-like. The record is from RefSeq and is a predicted model, not a curated record. Gene Ontology annotation, biological process: cellular response to amino acid starvation; regulation of translation. NCBI's taxonomy places the organism in Eukaryota, Metazoa, Priapulida, Priapulimorpha, Priapulimorphida, Priapulidae. Gene Ontology annotation, cellular component: cytosol. Gene Ontology annotation, molecular function: protein kinase regulator activity.